AUGGUCAUCAUGUGUUUCGGAAGCAGCAGCAAGGAGGACCCGGAGGCGAAGAAGAGCAAGGCGAUUGAGAAGCAGCUGCGCGAGGACCAGAAGCGGAUGGCGAAGGAAGUGAAACUGUUGCUACUUGGUGCCGGCGAGUCAGGAAAAUCGACGGUGCUCAAGCAGAUGCGAUUGAUCCACACCAAGGGCUUUUCGACACAAGAACGAAAACAAUGGAAGGUCACCAUCUUUCAGAACCUCCUGCACGCGUUCCAAGUCGUGUUUGGCGCCAUGGAGGAGCAGGAGGUAGAUUUUGCUGACAACGACAACAUCCGAUUCGCAGAGAUAGUCGCGGCCGACCCUGACAUCGGAGUGGACGAGCCCAUGCCACUUGACUGCCUCAACGCAUUCAGAAGUCUAUGGGAGGACCAGGGGGUCCAAGCUGCGAUCAAGAAAGGCAACGAAUACGCGCUACAUGACAACCUGACAUACUACUUUUCCGAAAUCGAAAGGCUGUUCGCCAAAGACUACCUGCCAACCGAUCAAGACAUCCUACGAGCACGAUUGCGGACGACCGGCAUCAGCGAAACCAUCUUCGAAACCGGCAACCUGACGUACCGCAUGUUCGAUGUUGGUGGACAAAGAUCAGAGCGGAAGAAGUGGAUUCACGUUUUCGACAACGUCCAAGUGGUACUUUUCUUGGUUGCAAUCAGCGGCUUUGACCAUGUCUUGGUCGAAGACCGCAAUGGCAACCAAAUGCACGAAGCAUUGAUGCUAUUUGAGAGCAUCGCCAACUCGAAGUAUUUCGAGAAGUCCGCUCUCAUCCUCUUUCUGAACAAGAUCGACCUCUUCAACGAGAAGGUCGAGACUGGCGCAGCACGAAUCGCGGAUCACUUUCCCGACUACACAGGCAACGACAGGGACACCGAGGCAGGCGCUCAGUUCUUCGCAAAGAAGUUCCGCAACCUUGUACGAGAUCCUGACAAGGAUGCCUACGUGCACUUCACCAACGCUACCGACACGAAUCUGCUGGAUAAGACGAUGAAGAGUGUGCAGGACAUGAUUGUGCAGCGGAACUUGCAUAACCUGAUGCUGUAA
This is a messenger RNA of Fulvia fulva, 1077 nucleotides long. Its product is annotated as Guanine nucleotide-binding protein alpha-2 subunit. Lineage: Eukaryota; Fungi; Ascomycota; Dothideomycetes; Mycosphaerellales; Mycosphaerellaceae. Gene Ontology annotation, molecular function: G protein-coupled receptor binding; guanyl nucleotide binding; GTPase activity. The record is from RefSeq and is a predicted model, not a curated record. Gene Ontology annotation, biological process: Rho protein signal transduction; G protein-coupled receptor signaling pathway. Bases 1 to 1077 code for a protein of 358 amino acids. Gene Ontology annotation, cellular component: heterotrimeric G-protein complex. The transcript has 4 exons.